Diabrotica virgifera virgifera (western corn rootworm) is the source of this 1446-nucleotide messenger RNA. RefSeq lists its product as uncharacterized. The coding region runs from base 928 to 1446 and encodes 172 amino acids. The record is from RefSeq and is a predicted model, not a curated record. The transcript is spliced from 2 exons. NCBI's taxonomy places the organism in Eukaryota, Metazoa, Arthropoda, Insecta, Coleoptera, Chrysomelidae.
CACAUGCCGUAUUUCCUAUGUAAAUCACGAUAGUGCGCCAAUGGCCUGACCACUCCUUUGUUACCUCGCCCGGCAACUGCGAGUUCCGUUUUAGUUAUCUAUAAGACUUCGUUGCGUGCAUACCGCUGUUUAAGUGUUUUUCGAAUUGGUGAGUAAAUUUUACCUCUGUUACAUUUUUAAUGUUUGUGUAGGUAUAUAGAUAAUCUACAAGUUUUUAUUUUUAAAUAUGCAAAUACAUGCUACUAUUGUAAUAUAUUGGUAGAAUUGUAGUUUUAAAAUAUCGCUUAUUUUGUUAACUGGCUACCAUUUUUGUAAAAUAUUCUAGUCGGGGCUAGUUGGCCCAUAUUAGCUGGGGUUAGUUAGCCAUAUGGCGAACUAAACCCUGGUCUUUUAUUGUGCUUACAUACAAAACGAAAUCUUUUACUUUUUAGAAAAAAAAAAAUGAGAACAUACAAAAGGAAAAGUGAGAAGGGUAAAACCCCGUACGAUAUUAUGAAGCGAGCAGUGAAGGUUGUCCUUGAAGAAAAUUUUUCGGUCAGAAAAUCUGCAAAAAAUUUUGAGAUACCAAGAAAAACCUUAGAAAAAUAUUGCAAAAAAUUUAUGGCAGUUCAGGAACAAAAUGGAAAUUUGAUAAAUAUUCAAAUAGGUUACGCUAAAAGCCGACAGGUGUUUUCUACUGAACAGGAAGAACUUCCAAGAAACCCCCCAAAAUAUAAAAUCGAGAUUUGUUUGUACUGGAUGUCCCUUUAAUAGAAAUAUUUUUGGGGAGCAAGAUUUCUUACCUGCGUAGGUAUACAACCGAUGGGCCUCCAAAUACAGUGAUUGCACCAAAUUAGAUGAAUAAUAGCACAUUAGAAAUGAAUGCAUCCCCCAAAUUAACUACUCAAAAAAAAAAUAAACAAUCAUCUUGAAGAUAAGAAGAAUUUGAUGGGUGCUAUAAAUAAUGACAUCUCUUUGAAAGAUCUGUUAGAAGCCGGACCGUCACAUGUUCCUUCUCCCGUUUGUGAGAAAUCUUUGGAAGAAAUCAGACCGUUAGCAAAAGCAGGAGAGAGAACAAGUAAAACAGGAGGCAGAAAACGUAGAACCACAGCAAUGUUAACGGAUACACCAAUAAAAGAUGAGCUUGAGUUAGAGAAGCAGCAGAGAAAAAAGAAGAAGACAAAGCAAAGUAAAGCAGGUUUAAAGAAUGUAAAAAGAGACAUAUGUUCUAAAAAAACGAAAGCUAAAGAGAUAGAUUCAUCUUCAGAAGAGGACGAAUGCUUCUAUCUAAUAUGUCUCGAAUUAUUCUCUAAUAGUGUUAGUAAGGAGAAAUGGGUACAGUGCACUAAAUGUAAAGAAUGGGCUCAUGAAGCUUGCACAGCUGGAGAUAUCCUUUUUUUGUGUGCGAAUACUGUUUGUCCGAUGCGGAUUAGUGAUUGUAUAUUUUUACAAAUAUAUUUUAAUUGA